Molecule: messenger RNA, 702 nt
Organism: Venustampulla echinocandica
Lineage: Eukaryota; Fungi; Ascomycota; Leotiomycetes; Helotiales; Pleuroascaceae
Exons: 2
Coding region: 1-702 (233 amino acids)
Biological process (GO): import into nucleus
Cellular component (GO): cytoplasm
Source: RefSeq, a predicted model, not a curated record
AUGACGUCGACAGCAAUCGUCGGCUCGACCGGCUUGGUGGGCUCCUCCAUCCUCUCCACUCUCCUCUCCCUCCCUCAAAUCUCCAGCGUCCACUCAAUCUCCCGGCGCAAACCGGCCGCCGCCGCCACGGACACAAAACUCGACCCCGUCAUCGAACCCGAUACGGCUCAAUGGCCCGCGAAAUUCAGCUUGAUCUCUCCACCUCCUCAAAUCUUCUUCUCCGGCCUCGGAACCACCCGCGGCGCUGCAGGAAGCGUCGCCGCCCAGCGCCUGAUCGAUCACGACCUCAACCUCUCCCUCGCCCAAGCCGCCAAAGAAGCGGGCGUAAAAGUCUACGUGCUGAUCUCCAGCGGGGGCGCAAGCGCGCAGUCCAUGAUGGCCUAUCCGAAGAUGAAGGGUGAGCUGGAGGAGGCGGUCAAGGGGUUGGGUUUUGAUCACACCGUCAUUUUGCGACCGGGAUUGAUUGUGGGCGAGAGGGAGGAGAGUCGGCCAGCCGAAUGGUUGGUUAGAAAGAUUGCGGGCGCAGCGGGAAUGAUCAGUACCGGGUUGAAGGAUGUGUGGGCCCAAGAUAAGGACGUUAUUGCUAAGGCUGCGGUGAGCGCUGGUUUGAAGGCUCUUGAAGGGGGUGAGGAUGUGCCGAAGGUGUGGAUGGUUGGCCAGUCCGAUAUUGUGAGGUUGGGGAGGACGGAGUGGAAGGCUUGA